AUGCGAGAGAGAGAGAGUCACAAUUGCAAGUCAUUUAUUUCAUGCAGAAGUCCAACAAUUGAUGACGACCAGGAAGGAGACAUUGUUGCUAAGCACAUAGAUGGACUGUCACUCUACAAUGGGCAAGUAAUGGCCAAACUAGGCAGAAUGAAGAGGAGAGGUGUGCUACAGAGCGGAGAUGCACCCAGUGCUGCUGGUGCUGGUUGA
Molecule: messenger RNA, 207 nt
Organism: Brugia pahangi
Lineage: Eukaryota; Metazoa; Nematoda; Chromadorea; Rhabditida; Onchocercidae
Source: the annotation of a GenBank genome assembly